Malassezia vespertilionis is the source of this 621-nucleotide messenger RNA. RefSeq lists its product as uncharacterized. The record is from RefSeq and is a predicted model, not a curated record. The transcript has a single exon. NCBI's taxonomy places the organism in Eukaryota, Fungi, Basidiomycota, Malasseziomycetes, Malasseziales, Malasseziaceae. The coding region runs from base 1 to 621 and encodes 206 amino acids.
AUGGAAGAACCAAAAAAUGCAGAUUUCCAGACGAUGCAGUACUGGGAUAAGCGCUACGCGAACGAAGGACCUGACGAGGACUUUGAUUGGUUUAGAAAGUAUAGCGAUAUUCGCGAAAUUAUCCACGAGCUCGUGCCGCAGCGGAGUAGCAGGAUCUUGAUGUUGGGGUGCGGAAACUCAACGCUAAGCAAGGAUAUGUUUGACGAUGGGUACACGAAUAUUGUGAAUUUGGACUAUAGCCAAGUGCUCAUCGAUAAAAUGCGGACGCGCUUCCGAAAGCUGGACUGGCGCGUCAUGGACGUGCGCACGCUGCGUGAAAACGCAGCGGUGCUUGGCGGCGCUGAGACGUGGGACGCAAUCAUUGACAAGGGUACCAUGGAUGCACUAAUGGCAGAGAAUGCGUCAGUGUGGAAUCCCUCGGAAGCAGUGCUCGAUAAUGUCGCGCGUGAAGUCGACGGCGUCCUCAGCCUGCUCAAACCACGCACGGGGGUCUUUCUCUACUUCACCUUUGGACAGCCGCAUUUUCGCCGGCCGCAUCUACAGCGCGACACAUGGGCUAUAGAGACCCGCGAGCUCGGAGAUAUGUUUCAUUACUACUUGUACAUCGGCCGCAAAAUGUAG